GAGGGAAGAGAGGAAAGAAAAAAAAAAACAUUACAGUUCGACCAUUCACUUAAUUCAUACCUCACCUCAUCCUCAUACCUAAAACCUUACUAAUAAACCUGGAAACUUUAUUAUCUUUCACUUCACUCAUUCACUACCGUAUUCUUACUAUUCUUACUAUUCUUAUUUUUAUCUUACCUCACUCACUACACGACACCUAUUUACUACUAUCACCUUACCUCUCACUACCUACCUACUACCAAAAUACUACGCCUCCACCACCACCUCCAUCCUCCUCCGCCUCUCCUCCAUUUCAUUUUCCUCUUUUUUUAACCUUUUCAUCAACCUCCACCACCCACCACUACUACCACCCACUCCUCAAAAUUACCUCCUACAUCUCACCAAAUCGACGACCACCAACAGACCCAGGUCAUCAACCUAGUCGUCGACCUCCUUUCGUUAUUUUCUCUCUUCUUCCGACAAUCUCCUCGUCGUCAUUUCCAUCUCUUUUCGCAGAGAUACAUUUUCCCUCGUUUAUCAACAAAAAAAAUCCCUCGUGAGCUGGAUCUACGAAAUUACUUACGGUCGCUAAUCAUUCCAAGUCUGUCAAUGAUUCAAUAAUAGAAUCUUUGUCGGCCUUUUUGGAGUUUGGAAGAAAGAAACAGUGACGAAACCAUUCCUCAUUCACCCAUUACGAUAUUUACCAACACGAUCAAUCAAUUGAAUUAUCCCAUCGAAAGAAGGUCAUAUACAAAGGGGUUGCGAUCAAGGGAAACAUUGAACCAAGGAAACACACAAUUCAUCACUCAGUACAAGGCUUCCUCUCUGCACAAUAAAAAGGCUUCGGGUGUUACGGACUUCAUUCUUCUUACAUUAAAGCCUUCAUAGGCUCCGUUUAAUAUUGCGAUCUUUCAAUAUGCGACCGACAUUCUCAUCAUCACCAUGGGUCUUGCUGACUUCAUUUCUUACUCUCUUAUCGGUCGCAUCAGCAUCCACUCGAUUAAUUGAAUCCAAGUCCUUGAACGCGUGUCAGGACAACUCGAGUUUCACGGCAACACUGUUCGACGUCAUCUUCACACCUGAUAAUUUAACCUUCACAUUCGACGUAGUUGGUGUUUCUUCGAUUCAAGGAAAUGUUACUUUCGAUGUUGAAGUCACGGCUUAUGGUUAUCCCAUUUUAAAUAGGGUCAUCGAUCCAUGUACUGCUGGAAUCUCUGGUCUCUGCCCAAUGAGUACCGGUCAAAUCGAUAUUAAAUCUAACCUUGUGGUCCCUCAAUCUACCGUUGAUAGUAUUCCAUCAAUCGCAUACGGAGUACCGGAUUUGGAUGCUAAUGUUAAAGUUAUUAUCAAUGGUACAGCGAACCCAGACGUUAGUCUGGCAUGUGUCGAAGCCCAAUUAUCAAACGGACAAACCGUCGAUCAAAAGGGUGUAGGAUGGGCAACUGCUGUUAUCGCUGGAUUGGCUUUGGUCGCUUCUGCUGUAACAUCUGGAUUGGGUCAUUCAAAUACUGCUGCUCAUGUAGCAUCCAACGCCUUGUCACUCUUUGGAUACUUCCAAGCCCAAGCUAUGAUCGGACUCACUGCGGUUCCUCUUCCACCUAUUGUUCAAUCGUGGACUCAAAACUUUGAUUGGACUAUGGGUAUAAUCGAGGUUGAUUUCAUGCAAAGCAUUGCAACUUGGUAUCAAAAGUCGACUGGUGGAACUCCAGCCACACUCUUGAACACUUUAACCACCACCUCCGUUCAAGUCGAGAAACGUUCUAUGGGAAAGAGAUCAGUCGAACACACCAUCAAACUUCUUACUCGAGCACACGAAAUCUUGACGAAACGAGCCGAUACCACUACAACAACUGGUUCGUAUCUCGUCAAAGGUAUUAAGAGAGUAGCAUUCCGUGCCGGUAUCGAAUCGACCAAUUUAUUCUUGACUGGUCUUGCUUUCUUCUGUAUUUUCAUUGUUUUCACCAUUUUAUUUGUUGCAUUGUUCAAGGGAUUCUGUGAACUUGCGGUUAGAAUGAAGUGGAUGAAGUCUGAUAAGUUCCUAGAUUUCCGUAAUGGAUGGUUUACUGUUCUCAAGGGUAUCAUGUUCCGCAUGGUUCUUAUCGGAUACCCUCAGAUGACUAUUUUAUGUCUUUGGGAAUUCACCCAAAAUGAUUCGCCCGCAGAGAUCGUUUUGGCCAUUUUCUUCUUCUUUGGUAUGACAGGUACUCUCGCUUGGGCAGCUAUGAAAGUUGUUCGAAUCGCCAAAAGAUCGGUUUUGAUGCACAAGAAUCCAGCUUACAUUCUCUACUCUGAUCCUUCGGCUCUCAACAAAUGGGGUUUCCUUUACGUCCAAUUCAGAGCAACGGCUUACUAUUUCAUCCUCCCCACAUUGAUUUACAUUUUGAUCAAGGGAAUGUUCAUCGCAUUUGGACAAAACGCAUCUACCGUCCAAGCUAUUGCUCUUCUUUUGAUCGAAGCAGCGGCUUUAAUUGGAGCUAGCGUCAUUCGACCAUGGAUGGACAGAAGUACCAAUUCUUUCAACAUCGCCAUUUGUGCUAUCAACUUCUUAAACACUAUUUUCCUUUUGGUUUUCACGGAUAUUUUCAAUCAACCAGGUAUCGUCACUGGUGUUAUGGGGGUUGUCUUCUUCAUCAUCAACGCAGUCUUUUCCUUGGUUCUUCUCAUUCUUGUUUUACUUGCUACGAUCUACGCCUUUGUUCGCAAGAACCCAGACAGUCGUUACUUGCCAAUGACUGACGAUCGUGCAUCAUUCAUUAAGUCAAACACUGGCUUGACUACCGAGUUGGAUGCUUUGGGAGCUACUGCUAGAGGCGAUAAAGCUGGGUACAAACACAACCUCGAUUUAGAUGAUGACAACGAUUCAUGGUCCUCGGAUUCCAUGAGAAACCCAGCAAACACGCCACUUCCACCUUCUUCAGCCGGUACAGGAGCAUAUAGAGAUACGAACCCAUCUGUUAGAGAAGCACCUAACUCACCUAUCGAUCCUUCGGUUCCUCUUUUCCCAGCAACUGGCUCGCGUGGUCCACCACCAAAUUAUCAAGAUGGACGACCAAACAGCAAUGCUCCUUUGAUGUAUGGAAAUGAUAGAUCGAACAACGCAUCGCCAGCUCCAUAUAGAGAUAACCAAUCGACAUCUAAUUUGUCGACGGGAUAUAGAUCACAAAAUAGUGGUAGUCCUGCACCAGGGGGGUUCAGACCACAGAAUCAGAACCAGAGCAAUGCUAGUCCUUGGCAACGUGGAGCAGGUUAUGAUCAUUAAUGAAGGGGCUUCAUAAAAAGGCGUUGAGAAUUGAAAUAUAUUGGCUGAUAGAUGGUAGUUGGGGGAACGUGUUUACACGUAAAACAAACACCAUCAAAGAGGAAAUCUUAUGGGGUUGGAAGGUGUUAUUUUGUAAUUCUCUUGUUCGAUUCGUUUUUUUUUUUUUUUUGCAUUAGGAUCAUAAAGUCUUAAGUGACAUAGUACUCUUUUCAAGAGUGGAUUUUCUUUAUCUUUGCUUUGCUUUUUGGUUCAGUCUUGCAAUUGGGCUUUUUCUUGUGUUGGGAAUGGGACUCGGAGGGAGGUUAUUGAAUUGGUCUGUUUCAUUUGUGCUUGUUGGAUGGUGAGGAAGAGGUGAUAUGGUGGAUGAAUGGUGAAUAUGGGAGAGAUGUCGAUAGAGGUGUGGAUUGAAGUGGUGGAUAUAUGUGAAGGGAUAGAUGGAUUUGAAGGAGGGGAUUAAGUAAAGGAAUAGAGCGGAGGCUGGGGAGGAGGUGAGAGAGAAGAGGGGGGGGAUAGGUGGGUGAAUGAAUAGGUGAUGAGUGGAUUCGAGAUAGGAGGGAGAAGAAACAAACUUGUAUAAAAGAAUCAAAUACACAAUACACACACAAUUACAA
This is a messenger RNA of Botrytis sinoallii, 3849 nucleotides long. RefSeq lists its product as uncharacterized. Gene Ontology annotation, biological process: fungal-type cell wall biogenesis; transmembrane transport. Lineage: Eukaryota; Fungi; Ascomycota; Leotiomycetes; Helotiales; Sclerotiniaceae. The transcript is spliced from 2 exons. The record is from RefSeq and is a predicted model, not a curated record. Bases 896 to 3238 code for a protein of 780 amino acids.